This is a messenger RNA of Neoarthrinium moseri, 1425 nucleotides long. RefSeq lists its product as uncharacterized. Gene Ontology annotation, molecular function: pyridoxal phosphate binding; kynureninase activity. Lineage: Eukaryota; Fungi; Ascomycota; Sordariomycetes; Amphisphaeriales; Apiosporaceae. Gene Ontology annotation, cellular component: cytoplasm. The transcript is spliced from 3 exons. Bases 1 to 1425 code for a protein of 474 amino acids. Gene Ontology annotation, biological process: NAD+ biosynthetic process. The record is from RefSeq and is a predicted model, not a curated record.
AUGAGCGGCCCCCUAGAGAACGGCAAACUGCUGGAUCUUGAUGCACAAGCCGCAGCGCUAGACCAAGACGACGGGCUGAAACAACUCCGGGACGAGUUCGUAAUACCGUCGAUAGCUGACAUAAAGCGUCAAACGAUACAAAAGGAUGAUACCACGGAAGCAAACGCCAGGGCCUGCACUUAUCUCUGCGGGAAUUCCCUGGGUCUCCAGCCGAAGAGGACAUCAACUCGCAUCAAGCAGUACCUCGACACAUGGGGCACCCAAGGAGUGCAGGGUCAUUUCAAGCCUCUAGAUGACUCUCCUCUGCCGACCUGGCUUGAUGCCGACGCCCAUGUAGCCAAGCAGAUGGCUCCGAUUGUAGGGGCGGAUGAAUCAGAGGUUGCCGUGAUGCAGACACUGACAGCAAACUUGCACUUGCUGAUGACGGCCUUCUACCAUCCUGAUCCCAAAGGCAAACACAAGAUCAUCCUGGAAAGUAAAGCCUUCCCAAGCGACCAUUUUGCCGUUCUCAGUCAGAUCCACCACCAUGGCCUAUCGCCGGAGACGUCCAUGGUCGAGAUCCAGGCCCCGUCUUCGGAGGACAACGUGCUCACCACAGAUGACAUCGUAUCUCUGAUCUCAAAGCAUGCAUCUGACACAGCCUUGAUUCUUCUCCCAGGCAUUCAAUACUACACUGGCCAGCUCCUCGACAUAUCUACCAUCACUGCCUUUGCACAUAAGCAUGGCAUCUUCAUCAUCUGGGACCUUGCCCACGCUGUCGGCAACGUGCCGUUGCACCUGCACGAAUGGGAUGUAGACGCGGCGGCGUGGUGCACGUAUAAGUAUCUGAACGGCGGUCCGGGAUGCAUCGGUGGCAUGUUCAUCAACUCAAAGCACAGCCUGGUGGCCACGGAGAUCAACGAUCCCAACCCUGAGCGUGGUUACGGAAAGCGAUUAUCGGGAUGGUGGGGGAACGACAAGGGCACACGCUUCGCGAUGGAGACGAAGUUCCACCCCGUCAAGGGAGCCGCUGGCUUUCAGCUAAGCAACCCGAGCAUCCUCGACAUCACCAGCCUCGGCGCUUCCCUCGAGGUGUUCGACCUGGCUGGCGGUGUAGCACCACUGAGAGAGAAGUCCAAGCGGCUCACCGCGUUCCUAGAGCAUUGUCUGGCAUCGCUAUCAGAUAAUGCCAGGCGACUGUUCCGCACGAUCACGCCCACAGAUCCGGAGCAGCGCGGGGCUCAGCUGAGUCUGCUGCUUGGGGACGGGCUGCUCCACGUGGUGAUGCAGGAGCUCGAGGCUCGCGGUGUUAUCGUGGACGAGCGCAAGCCCGAUGUCAUUCGGGUUGCGCCCGCUCCGUUGUAUAACAGCUUUAGCGACUGUGUCGCCUUCGUGCGAGCUUUUGAGCCAGCACUGCUUGCGGCACAAAGAAGCAGGGGAGCAUAG